UGGUGGUGGUGGUGGUGGUGGUGGUGGUGGUGGUAUUACAACUACUAUUGCGUUUUUUUUUAUUUUGUAUUUAUUUCUUGUCAAGGGCAACAAAAUGCGAAAAAAAAAGAUCCUGGAUGCAAGCAGUCGCGAAUUACCCCCGUGUAAAAGACCCCUUUAAGAUUAGAUAGUGGUGGUUAUUACUAACAGCCUCGCAGGGAUCCAUACUCGUAGGUCUAUGGCUGGCUGUUCUUCCUUUGUGUUCCUUUGUGGUAUUUGAAGCUGCGCAGUGACAGUCUGGGAUCCAUUCACCUUUUGCUAUCCUACAUCUCAAGAUUAGACAGUGGCGCUUAUUACUAACAGCCUUGUGAGGGUCUAUCCUCGUAGCUCCAUUGCUGCUUGUUCUUCCUUUGUAGUCAUUUGUGUUAUUUGAAGCCGCGUGAUGACAGAAAACUUGUUAGUAUGUCACUGGAACCGUAAAAACACCCUUCAAAACACAUGCAACUUCAGCUAGAACCUCUUGAAAGUAGUCGGGUUGCAGUGUACGGUGUUGUUCUUUCUUUGCGUUCUUUUGUGUUAUUUGAAGUCGCUCGAGGACAGAAACCUUGUCAACAUGUCACUGGAACUAUAAAAACACCCUUCAAAACGCGAGUAACUUAAACUAGAGAGCCUUUGGAAAGUGGUCAGGAUGCAGCGUACGUACAGAAGCGUUUCAGAAUUUGGUCCUCAGUCUCGUAUUCUUUAACGUUUUGUUCUGGGAUCCAUUGAGAAGUGGCGGGAAGGUUUACGUGGUUCUCGGGAUUCACCUUGCGAUCGCCUUAAUUAUUUAUCCACAGGUGUCCUUAUUGCGGUAGGAAUUCUCUGUAGUAAUUAGAUUUAUUAAAGAAGAUUAUCGUUGCGUGUUUUUUUUAAGUUUAGUUUCUAUAUAUUUAUUUGAUUUAUUUAUUUAACCCUGUCUUUCUUUGCGUGUUCUAUACAUGUCAGAAGUAAAGGAAAGAUUGACGUGUUUAAAUGGACAGGCAAAUAGGAAGGCUGACAAACAGUAGGUAGACAUUGGUAGACAGAUGUAUAAACAGGCAGACAGAAUAAGUAAACAUACUCUCACAUGCAUACAGACAGACAGACUUACACAGAGAAUAGUUAAGGGUCUCAGCAAAGCGUCUCAACAAAGGAAGCGCUGUGACUGAUUAGGUUACUGCGUACUGCCUCACUGUGCGUAGCUCCCUCCAGUGUGGGCUCGGCGCGGCGCAAUCCAAUAAAGGUGUUACUCCCCGCUGCAGCAUUACCUGGCGUUCACGUGCCGCACUCUGACCCUUGCGUGUGCGUGCGUGUGGCGUAGAGGAGUGCGCGGGGAACGGGCGGCGGGCGAGGGCGGGGAGCACACGGGCACACCCACCCACGCGGCAAGGGAUAUUUCAGCUCGCAGAGAACCAUUGUAUGUACUGCAUGCACGUGACGGGGCAGUGUGGACCUGUAGGGGUGGUGGUGGUGGUGGUGGUGGUGGUAGUAGUAGUAGUAGUAGGAAUAGAAUAGUAUUACUAGAGGUCUUGGAAGUAGUAAUAGGGAGGAGGAGGGGUGUGUGUGUGACGACGACGAAGAUGCACAUAGAUUGGUUUAUCUGAAGCAUCAAGUUUGCUGUAGUCACAAGCAUCCUAAUAUGUCUGGCUGCUGUGUUCUUGUAGGAUGAUCAGCUGCUGUCCUGUGUGACCCUGUCACGUGCACCCCGCGAGGAUGUACGUGACGUAUGCUUGAAGGGUCAGGAGGUAGUACAGUAAGUGGGAAGUACAGUAAGUGGGAAAAUUAAGAGUUUUUGGUUACCCGAAAUGGUUUCCCAAAAAUGGUCUAAGUUCAUGUUAAUGUAAUGAGAAACUGGCACGUCGAUUUAGCGAGAAAGUGACGCGUCAUUCCUUCUCCCUAAAUGCUCAGGUUCAGAGAACUGUUUAGUCUUCGUUUGGUAGCGAGACCGUGGCACAGUACCCUACACCCAGUAAACAUCCCGGUGACUUAUCACCGUACCACAUCUCUCAUUCACGUAUGUACGUACAUACAUACGAGACGCGAGGCUUCCUGUUGGACUUAGAGUCGCAUUAACUGUGUAGUGUGUCAUGUUUGACUGGAACAAGUACAGUACAUGGUAUGAGGAAACGGAUUUGUAAUUAUGAUUAAUCGUCAGUCUGUAAGCUUCUCUUCAGUACACCAAAAACCGAUACAUUUAUAUUCUUUGAUGCCAUAAAAAAAAAAAAAAAAAUAGAACAUUUCGGAGAAUGGUUCAGCUCGGCUGCCACUUGGACGUCAUCAAGAUAAAGUGCCUUCCACAAAAAAAAAGCACGUCUGUCUUCCACGACUGUACGACUUCAGCUUAUUACGUGGACCACCUUGCGGUUGCGUUUGAAAAAAAAUAAAAUAAAUAAAGUUAGAUGAGAACAAAAUCGUAUGAGUCAAAAGAGAACCCUUCCUUAAAUAAAUAGACUACUUGUUAACGUGAAUUGCCAGCUGGCAUUUUGUGUAAACCAAGUGAAGUAUGGUGGUAAAGGGAAACAACUUGAUUCCUCGAACCUUUUGGGUAUUCUUUUCUCCGAGUCUACAGGUUGGAAGGUGUAGGAGUAGUGACAGUGUAGGUACAGGAGCUGCUACACCUCCCAGUCUGUACAUCGAAGAAGGCGGCUGAAAAGUUAGAGAAAUAAAGGGCAACUGCUCCAUCCUGUGUUUUCCACCGUCAAAAUCCACAAGAUGACCUUCCUGCCCUAUUCCGACACGCCAGCUGGGGAUCACACACACACACACACACACACACACACACACACACACACACACACACACACACACGAGAGAGAGAGAGAUAGAGGGAGGGACAAACUGACGCUCUCCGGAUAUCUUAUGGAAAACCCGCUAGCACUCGUGAGCCGGACACUGAUGCUGGUGCUGCUGGUGAUGCUGCCUCGUGACGGUGACGGGGAGGGUCAUGAAGAAUCUCGCUCUGCACACUGCCGCGGCCCUGAACUCCUGGUAGGCAACAACAAGCCGCCUCGCCACCAAGGUUUACCCAGCAGGCCUUGAGAUCCACCACUAAAGAGACGUAAAAACAAUCCCUGUGUCUUUUCAAGUGGGAAGGAACAUUAGUGGUGGUAGUUUUAUGUAUUUAUUUGUUUAUCUAUGAAGGGUGGAAUAAUAAUAAUAAAAAUAAUAAUAAUAAUAAUAAUAAUAAUAGUUUUGUUGUGUAUUUAUAGUUUAAGUAGACGUUAGAGGGACCUCGUGUUAUUAUUAAGUUGUUUUGAUGGGCAGUUUUCGUGACGUGAGAGAGAGAGAGAGAGAGAGAGAGAGAGAGAGAGAGAGAGAGAGAGAGAGAGAGAGAGAGAGAGAGAGAGAGAGAGAGAGAGAGAACCCACCAUCCCUUCUAUUCACCAUUACUACACAGAAUCAUUUACUAAAGCAACAAGAUGGCUUUCCUCGUACUUUCCCAUUCUUAAUCACCUCAGACACCACAGCGCGUCCUUGUGGUGAGAAUGGCGCAGCAGAUUCACUACCAUCAUCAUCACCACACACACACACACACACACACACACACACACACACACACACACACACACACACACACACACACACACACACACACACAGCUGGACUUGUUAUCUGAAACACUGAUUUACACACCUCCACAACUUUAAAAAGGCUGUAGUUGAAGUGACGGGGAUUUUAAGGCUGUUUUUACGGUUCUAGUCACAGAUCAAGGGGAUAUCUACAUUGUGAACAGGAAAAAAAAACACUCUUGACAACCCGGCUAGUCAUCUCUGUGGCCUUUGGAAGUUGUGGUGGUGAGAGCAGAGCAUUUCUAAACACGUGACUUCAGAUACAUAACCCCGCCUCUGCUGCGAUUCCCUUCCCCAGCCGCCGCCUUGGUAUCAGUCUGGCCUUCUCUUGCACCACGACUCUUUUCAAAGGCCACAGAGAUGAUUAACCAGGUUCUCAAGAGUGUUUCUCCUGUUAAUGAUGUAGAAAUCUUAUUAAUCUGUCACUAGAACCUUAAAAAACAUCCUUAAAAUUCCGUAUGACCUCAAUUAGAUGCAGUCGUAGAAGUGUUUCAGAAUAUAGUCCUCUUUCUGAAUGCGUUGAAGCGGAUCAGCUGGAAGGAAGGGCCGGCGGACGGGGGACGCGGAUGAGGGACUGCGCGGUGAGAGUUGACGUGAGGAAGGUCAUGAUGUGUGCCCAUGCUGGCUUUAGUCACGACGCGCCCCGCUUGUAAAGAUGGGCAAGGUAUUCUAGGCCUGUCAGGGUGAAGGAAGUGAGGCUCAGCAAGUCGUGAUGAAGAAAUGAAGAUGAAGAAUGAAAGUUAAUAAAUUGAAUCAAGAUUUGAUGAGUAAGGUUAAACAAGUCUGAAGAAGUGAAGACAAACAAGAAAGCCUUGACUUGGCCGGAUGAACGAGUGAAGAUAACCAAGUAAAUCUAGACAAUUCAAAUUAACGAUAAAGACAAGCAGAUCAAAAUAAACAACUCGAGUUAGAGAGUCAAGCCAAACAAAUAAGGGUAAGCAAGCCAAAAUAAACAAUGAUAGACAAGUCAAGAUAAGCAAGUCACGUUAAGAGUCAGGACAAACAAGUCGGACUAAAGGACAAGUCAAACUAAACAACUGUAUUCUGUAUAUUCCCAAGAGAAGCCACAGACACUCGGAAUUACAGGUCUGGUAUACGUACGGGCAGGGUCCCUCAAACGGAUCUGCCAGCACGCAUUUGAAGAAGAAACAUCGUGACGUCACCUGCGCCAACAACCUUCUUUUCACCUUGCCCCGCUCAUACAGUCAAAACAGUCCUUACAUGAUGCCAAAUUUUUGUUCAGUUCUUUGGUAAUAUAGCGAUAAGAGGAAAACUACAGGCACUGAAAUUAAAUACCCUGGAUUUCCAAAAGAUAAGGACAUUAGAGAGAUCCUGCAUUCUGGUGUGUUUCUGCUGCCCUCCACGGACCAGAAGUGUGAAAUUACCCCUUAAUGAGAUGCUAAAAGAUGCUAAACACUCGCGUUGGCUUCACCAGUGCACGGAAAAGGGAAAGAUUAAACUCUGAUUCCGGUAAUCGAUUCAUGCUUUGAUUCGCCUCUGGGUGGGUUGCAGAGAAGCGUGUCAGCAUGAGGAACGGGGAGAGUGAGGCCCGAUGAUCUGUAGGUUUAUAGCGCGCGUCACUCUGCAGGAUAUGAUUUACAUUCUUAGCAGGUAGGUUUCUCCCACUCCACUAACAUUCCGUCUACCAAACACGUUACCGAAUGCUUCUUCCAUGUUUAAUUAGGUUAGGGUUAGGGAAAGUCAUCAUUACGGUGAGUUUUUAUUUAUUUGAUGUAUUUAUGUAUGUAUGUAUGUAUAUAUGUAUGUAUUUAUCCACUUACGCAUCUAUCUAUCCUAUCAUUUAUUUGUUUAUUGAAGUUUACAUGGAGCAAUCUUCGUGAAUUGCGUGUACCAGGGUGGAGUUUUCCUAGAAGCGAAUGAUGAUGGAAGGAGGAAACGAGGGAUGCGAGGCGUGGCUGAAGGAAGCAAAUGAUAAUGAGGCUCUUGCGUCAUUCUCAGGGAGCAGCACGACCUCUAAAAAUCUGUUCAUGCCUCUGCUCUUGACCGACUGGCGCUCUCAUCACCACACACCAGCCAGCACUCAGCACUCCCCGCCGCGCCCCAGCCCUCACCGCCCCCGCCGCCGCUUCUUCAUGCCAGGGUGGGAAAGGAAGUGUUUGCGUCAGUAUGUAUGAAUUUCUAGGACAAGUGCGUGACGUUCUACCUACACACUGGAGUCAUUCAGUGGCUGUUGGCUGGAGGGAAUUACUUAAUGCCCUCACUUUGCAUAUAAGAACAUAACAUAAGAAAUAAGGGAAGCUGCAAGAAGCGACCAGGCUUACACGUGGCAGUCCCUGUAUGAAAUGUACCUACCUAUUUCCACCUAUCAUCUCCAUCCAUAUUUAUCAUCUAACUUUUUCCUUUCACAUUUUUAAGGAGUGGAAACUGAGGAGAUUAUUUAUUUUUGUCUUAUCCUAUUUAACAUCCAUUUCACCCCUAAAAAAAAAAAAACAGAGAAAAAAAAGUUCAUUCAUGACUCAUAGUGACUCACCGUACUCGUCAAAAGGGGAGGGAAAAGUUAAAAGCAAGUAAUAGAGCAAACAGUGCAUGAAAGGGAAGCGUAACUGGCCGUAGAUCCCCGUAAGCUGGGGUACUUCGCUCCCCUCCUGCAGCAGGCAAGUGGCGUGUGACGUGAGAGGGCUGUGCUGGGCUGGGCUCGAAUGGGCUGGGCUGGAUUGGGCCGGACUAAGUUGGACUGUAUUGGGCUUGGCUGGGAUGCAAUGGGCUGAACUAUUCUGGAAUGGGACUAGUCUGGUCUGGAAUGCGCUGGGAUGGCCUGGGUUAGUCAAAUUUAGAUUUCACUGGGCUGGGCUGGGCUUGGAUGGUGUAGACGGUGUGAGGAUCGCAUCGUUUGAGGUGGCCCAUGUGUCGUGGCAUUGAUGCAGCGGGUAGUGUGAUGGACGCAGCUGUUCCCUUCAGUAUUAAGGGUGAGUGACCAUCGGUACGGGGCACUGGGCCGGGGCGGGGCGGGGUCUUUAAAGAAGCAAACUGAAGAGGGUGGUAGAAGGUCGGCGGAUUGAAUUACGGCCAGUAUACGCAUACAGGGUGUGUGUGUGUGUGUGUGUGUGUGUGUGUGUGUGUGUGUGUGUGUGUGUGUGUGUAGAUGCGUUAGUGUUCUUUAAAGUUCUGUUGACAUUACGUAAUUAUUUAGUGUUUACAGGAUACUACUGGGAGUGAAAAGACUUAAUAAAAACGGAUUACGUGAAAAGCAGCUUAGUUUAGGUUAGGUUAGAUUAUGCUACAUAGUCCAAGUCAGCAUGGCUCAUCCUAACAUCACUGUGACCCAGAAUAACCUAACCUUACUGAUUCUAAGCCCUACGCACCCACAAAUAGCUUGGCGGUUGACCUCCGUGUGAUGCAAGGACAGAGAAGGUUGCUGUGACCCCACGGGAGAGGAUCUAGUGACCUCAUGAACCGCAUUCUCAAACACUUCAGCGCCUCAUCAUAUGUAACAGACAAGUGGAAGUUAUUCAGCUUUUCAGGGAUGUUUUUGUGAUUCUAGUGAUAAUUUUAACAAGGAGAUUUGCACCAUGAAAUUAAACACAUCAGAGCUCGAUUAAUUAUAUCUAUGUGGCAUUCAAAGGUAGUCCCACUGAGAGCCCUAAGCGCAUCAAAAUUUAGAUCUAAUUCUCUAAAAAAGGAUCAGAACCCGAUUAAUUACCCAUGUGGCCUUUAAAAAUAAUCCAAUUGAGAACCCUAAGCGUCUCAGAAACUCAGAGCUACGGAAACCUCAAGGAAGGAUGACAGAAGGACACGCCAACCACACAUCUAAAUAAUAAUAAUAAUAAUAAUAAAAGGAAGAAAAAAAAUCAUUGGCUUAAGGUGGGAGGAGACUGUAGCGGUGGCGAACUGCAGACUUGACUGUGAAGUGUGUAUUUGGGGUGUCAGGGAGGGGCGAUGGUGGCAGCUAGGCCUUUGUGGGGAGGGGCGACUGUGGGGAGCUUGUGUAUGGGAGGGGUAAUGUGUGGCGUGGCGUGGCUGGAGGGACAUGUGGUGUGAUGCAGUGUGUGGCUUGGCGUGGCGUGGUGUGACGUUGCUUGGCUUGGCGUGGCGUGGUGUGAGUUGGUGGUGCUUGCUGAUUGGUUUGACCGGCGGUGGAUGGAGGGGUAGGCUGAUGAGUGGCUGUCACGGGAGGGGGCCAGGGGUGGGUGGUGUGCCCCUUGCUGUAUAUAGUCUUUAGGUCAGGUUAGGAAGCGCCGCGGGUUUAAUAUGAGGAUGCAACACGAAAUAUCAGUACGGCGAGUGACCAAUGCGGAGUUUCGUUUCGUAUUGGUGUAGCGUGUUGCGAGAGAGAGAGAGAGAGAGAGAGAGAGAGAGAGAGAGAGAGAGAGAGAGAGAGAGAAGAUAUGACUUAAGUUAUAUAUAUACUUACUAAAAAAAGUUAAGAUAUAUACUGAUAGAAACUUUACUGCAUUUUUUAGACGACUUUCUAACGCACUCACACUAACAUACCAUCCUUAUCAGUGUGUGUGUGUGUGUGUGUGUGUGUGUGUGCUCGCGCAUUCAUAACAGGGGACGAGAUGAUGUGAGGUGAGGUGAGGGAGGAAGGGUGCAAGAGUGUAGUGGAGUGCAGUGGGUGGGGCUGAAGCGCGGCUAUGUAUGGCGAGGGAGCAAGAGUGGGUGGAAGUGAGGAAGCCGAGUCAUGCUUGCCUGGUGUUGUGCUCAUAGACCCUCGGGCCACGGGUGCUGGGCGUGCUGCGUCUAACAGGUGUUCGUGGCGGGUGGGGGAGGAGUGAGAGGAUGAAAGGAACACUGGCAUGGGGCAGCGUUACGGGAGGAGGCGGUGCAGUAGCGGCGGGCGGGCAGAGAGUUGGGUCUCCGCACACACACAGAGGCGCGGUAACGGAUACCACACACAGAUGGAUGGACAGACAAUGCCCUCACAGCUUUAAACACAGUGCCACCACCACCACCACCACUACCACCACUGCCUCCUCAUCUUCUUCCUCCACAGCGGAUCUUGUGUGUGUGUGUGUGUGUGUGUGUGUGUGUGUGGUGCAUGGAGGUCGUGUCUCAGUAUCUCACUUCCUCUCUUAUUUUCUCUCCCGCAGUUCACAAAUGUUUCGCCCUUCUAUCUUGAUUUACCUCUCGACUUUUUUUUUCUUUUUCUUCCUCUCUCCCCUUUCCUCCUCUUCCUUCCUUUCCAUUCCUACCUUUCCUCCUUCACUUCUUUUUGUCCCUUUUUUUUCUACUUCACUUUCCUCCUCCUCCUCCUCCUCCUCCUCCUCCUCCUCCUCCUCCUUUGCCAAACUAUCAUUACCUGGUACCAGUAGUAGUAGUAGUAGUAGUAGUAGUAGUUAUUGUUGUUGUUGUUGUUGUAGUAGUAGUAGUAGCAGUAGCUCUUCCUCCUCCUCCUCUUCUUUUUCUUUUUCUUCUUCUUCUUCUUCUUCUUCUUCUUCUUCUUCUUCUUCUUCUUCUUCUUCUUCUUCUUCUUCUUCUUCUUCUUCUUCUUCUUCUUCUUCUUCUUCUUCUUCUUCUUCUUCUUCUUCUUCUUCUUCUUCUUCUUCUUCUUCUUCUUCUUCUUCUUCUUCUUCUUCUUCUUCUUCUUCUUCUUCUUCUUCUUCUUCUUCUUCUUCUUCUUCUUCUUCUUCUUCUUCUGCCUCCUCCUCCUCCUCCUCCUCCUCCUCCUCCUCCUCCUCCUCCUCCUCCUCCUCCUCCUCUUUCUCUUCCUAUUCAUCAUUAUCAUCAUCAUCAUCAUCAUCCAUAGAACUCAGCAGUUCCUCCUGCUCCUCCUCCUCCUCCUCCUCCUCCUCCUCCUCCUCCUCCUCCUCCUCCUCCUCCUCCUGGGUCCACACAAGAGUACACCCCAUCCCAGCUCUCCAUAAAUAAGGAGGGCGAGGUAGGCUUUGUAUAAAUAAUCAAGGGAAAGUAGAACGUCAAGAUAUGUGAGCGACUUAACUCAGGGAUUGCCACAGACAGGCAAGACGAGGCGGCCUGUGUGGAGGUAUGGAAGUGAAAAAAAGGUAGACUGUCCGUAUACGAGGAAAAAUUCUUAAAGGGACAUGACGGAAUAGGAAGCAGCAGCAGACCUUUUGGACCUUACCCACCUCACCAUAGAUUAAAGAUGAAUAAAAGCAAAGCGAAGCAAAUAACUCCAUAGAUAAGGGUGAUGAAGAGCUGAGGAAGGGAAGGAACUACAAUAACAUAUUCCAUAGAUAAGGAUGAAGAAGAGUGGACGUCCCAUGUAUGAGAAAGAUAAAAUAAGAUAAGACUCUCCAUUGGUAAGAACGAGGAAGAGUUGAGGGUUUAUAUAUGACGAAGAAGACUCGAUGAUACAGCUCUUCCGCUCUGGAGAGAUAAGGGUGAGGAAGAAUGAACGUCCUCGUAUAUGAUGAAGAUAAGAUAAGGCUUUCCAUAGAUAAGAACAAGGAAAAGUUAUGGGUUUACAUGUGAGGGAGAAGACUGGAUGAUAAAGCUCUUCCGCUCUUCAGAUAUAAGGAUGAGGAUAUAAGGAUGAGUGCAUGUUUCAUAUAUGUGGAAGAUAAGGCUCUCCAUAGAUAAGAAUGGGAAAAAAGUCGAGUGUUCUUAUAUGAGGAAGAAGACAGUGUAUAGUCCCGCCCUUCAUAGUUAACCCUUUCUUUGCGAUACAAAACAAUUAACAGCACCAGAACGAUUGCAUGAAUUCUUUAUAAGCAUCUGCAAGAAAGAAGGGGAUGAAAAAGAAUAAAUUUUACAACUUCUACCCAGUUUAAAGGUUGGAGGUGGCUGUAGAACAAAUAAAGGUAACUCAUAGUGUUCAGUAAUAAAGGAAAGACGUAGCAAAUAGCAGUCAAAGGGUUAAGAAUGAGGAAGAGGA
Scylla paramamosain (green mud crab) is the source of this 10362-nucleotide messenger RNA. RefSeq lists its product as uncharacterized. The transcript has 5 exons. Bases 8307 to 9395 code for a protein of 362 amino acids. Lineage: Eukaryota; Metazoa; Arthropoda; Malacostraca; Decapoda; Portunidae. The record is from RefSeq and is a predicted model, not a curated record.